AUGGAUGGUUUGAGCACACACUCCCCAGGCCCUUUGGCCCUCUGGCCCUCUGGCAGUGACUGUGGCCGGUCCAUCUGCCUCCUACUGUUCUGCUCUGUUGGGACCCGCCUUGGCCCUACCAUGGAAGACCCUCCGUGCCCCUUCUUCCACCCCCAGGCAGCUGCUGGCUCCCUGGGCGAGUGCUGUGCUGCCAGAAGGAUUACCCUGCGAGCUGCCAGUGUCAGCAGUGAAUCAAACAGCAGGUUUGAGGCCAACAAAGGUAAGAGAGACAGUGAGCACAAAACAUCAACAAAUAGAAUAUCACCCAGUUUGUCGAUCACACUCAGGAGUCACAUGAAAACAGUGGAGCAGGAGUCUUCAAGGCCCCUGACGGGAGAAGCUGCAGCGGAUAAAGUAGAGGAGUGA
This is a messenger RNA of Knipowitschia caucasica, 405 nucleotides long. The record is from the annotation of a GenBank genome assembly. Lineage: Eukaryota; Metazoa; Chordata; Actinopteri; Gobiiformes; Gobiidae.